AUGCUAACUUAUAUUGAUUUUUGUCUUAAACUAGUUAAAAUAAUAAAAGAUGAAAAAAUUGAGUCAUCAUCUUUGAAAACUUUAGUUGACGAAACAAUUAACUAAUUAGAACAUCAAUAAACGCCAAUUGAUUCAUAUGUAUUUGUUCUCAAUAAUAAGAGGAAGUAGUAAUUGCCAAAGAGUUAUAGUUUUACAGAGCUGAAUGCUAAUAUCUUAAUAAACUAAGACAAUAACUAUAAAAUCAUGUGAAAGUAAGAUAAAUAAAUACAUAGGAAUUGCAAAGAUAAUUAUUUGAAGAGAAAGAAGCUAAUAGUGAAUUAAUAAAUUUUCUAAAGACAUAGAAAUAAGAAUAGCUAUUAAAUUAAGUAAAAAAUGAAGGAUUAAAUGAUAUUAUUAAAAAAAAUGAACCUUUAAAGUUAAUUAAUCGAUAACCUAAAGACUGUAAUUUUAAUAUUUUAUUCUAUUUUCACAUAGAAUAUAGCAUAACUUAGCGAUAACCCUUAUUGCCUUAAACUACUAAAUAGUUGUAAAUAGCUCCUCAUCUUACAAUUGAAAUAAAAAAUAUAAAAACUCCUUUACUGGAACAAUAAGAUCCUUAAAAUCUUAAGGAAUUGUUUGAUUAAUGUGUAUAAUAACUUUAUCGAGAUAUUUGUCUAAAAGGAAACCACAAUAAAAAAUAUAAAAAAAUAUGUAACAGAGCUCAUUCAGGAUAAAUUUAAUUAUGUGAAGAGGAUAAAGAUGUUACAUUUUCAAAACUUGAUAUUAAAACUUUGACAGAAAAGUAUUAAAAUAUAAACACAAUGAUUAUAGAUUUUUCUUAAAUCCACAAUUUAUAAAAAUGAUUGAAGCCUAAAUUUUUGAUAUAAAAUGUUGUAAUAAUAUGGCCUGUCUAUAUAAACCUUAAUAAUCUAAAGAAAUUCAACAAAUUUAAAAUGAAAGCAAAGUUCUUAAAAUUCCUAAGAAAAUACCAUAAUUUAGACAAGAUCAUAGAAGUAAAAGUGUAUGUAGACAAGAUGGUAUAUUGAAAUGAUCAUUUUAGAUUUAAAACUUCAGUAUUAGUAUUUAUUUGCAGAUGUAUUACGUCUAGAAAGAGAAUUAUGCGGAACUCCAAAAUAAAAUAAAAAUAGAUAUAUUGAAUUAAACAAUUAAUUGAAAGAUGCACGUGAUAAACUUUAUUAACUAUAAUGUAAGAUUUUAAAUUGA
This is a messenger RNA of Paramecium pentaurelia, 1203 nucleotides long. Lineage: Eukaryota; Ciliophora; Oligohymenophorea; Peniculida; Parameciidae. The record is from the annotation of a GenBank genome assembly.